This is a messenger RNA of Oryza sativa Japonica Group (Japanese rice), 1471 nucleotides long. Its product is annotated as metacaspase-1. Gene Ontology annotation, molecular function: cysteine-type endopeptidase activity. The record is from RefSeq and is a predicted model, not a curated record. Gene Ontology annotation, biological process: proteolysis. NCBI's taxonomy places the organism in Eukaryota, Viridiplantae, Streptophyta, Magnoliopsida, Poales, Poaceae.
UCAACGACUCCACCACGAGCCGAGCCGAGCCAACGAAGAAAUCGUUGCCAACCAAAUCCACCCGCCGAUUCGCCUCCCCCCUCCUCGCCGGCGGCGGCGACCCCGCGGCGGCGGAGAGAUGAUGAUGCUGAUCGACUGCUCGGGCUGCCGGACGCCGCUGCAGCUGCCGCACGGGGCGCCCUGCAUCCGCUGCGCCAUCUGCGGGGCCGUCACCUACGUCGCCGCCGCCGCGCCGCCACCGGCCCACGGCGACCCCGCCCGCGGCGCCGCGGGGCCGGGGGCGGUGGCGCCCCAGCACCAGGCGCCGGGGUGGGGGCCGCCUCCCCCGCCCGCGCACGGGCGGAAGCGCGCCGUGAUCUGCGGGAUCUCCUACAAGUUCUCGCGCCACGAGCUCAAGGGUUGCAUCAACGACGCCAAGUGCAUGCGCCACCUCCUCACGACGCGCUUCCACUUCCCCGACGACUCCAUCAUCAUGCUCACCGAAGAACAAACUGACCCUUACAAGAUUCCAACAAAGCACAACAUAAGGAUGGCCAUGUAUUGGCUUGUACAAGGUUGCCAGCCUGGAGACUCAUUGGUAUUCCAUUAUUCUGGUCACGGAGCACAACAAAGAAACUACAGCGGAGAUGAAGUUGAUGGAAUGGAUGAAACCCUCUGCCCAUUGGAUUUUGAGACACAGGGAAUGAUUGUGGAUGAUGAAAUAAAUACUGCUCUUGUCAGACCACUUACUCCUGGAGUUAAACUUCAUGCACUGAUAGAUGCUUGUCACAGUGGGACUGCACUUGAUUUGCCUUUCCUCUGCAGAAUGAACAGGAGUGGGCAAUAUGUAUGGGAAGAUCAUCGACCUCGAUCUGGUGUCUGGAAGGGCACUAGUGGCGGCGAGUGUAUUUCAUUUAGUGGUUGUGACGAUGAUCAGACAUCUGCAGAUACUUCAGCUUUGUCAAAGAUCACUUCAACUGGCGCUAUGACAUUUUGCUUUAUCCAAGCAAUUGAGCGUGGGCAGGGCACCACCUAUGGGAGUAUCCUGACCUCCAUGCGUUCGACAAUACGCAGUACAGGUGAUUCAAUGGGCAGCGGAGGUGGUGCUGUAACAUCGCUAAUCACAAUGCUUCUUACAGGAGGCAGCGUUAGUAGUGGCGGCUUGAAGCAGGAUCCACAGCUAACUGCAAACGAGCCAUUCGAUGUGUAUGCGAAGCCCUUUUCUCUAUGACACGAUCCUGGUAUUCUCCACCGCGUCUAUGAUUAUAUCACUAGUCCCCGUAUAAAUUAUCAUGAUGUAAAUUUCACUGUUGAAAGGGCUCCAUUUCAUAAAUAGAGCUAACAUGUUGCAUGUAUUGUUGCUCAUUACAUUGUUCACGCCCUUUGGAAUGUGAUUUGUACCUUGGUCACAUUGUUCCUUGAUCAAGACCAUAUUAUGCUCAGUGCAAUAUGCACGGGUUAAUGAGAUUGUAGCAUAUGUGUUUCUUUCUUU